Ictalurus punctatus (channel catfish) is the source of this 3403-nucleotide messenger RNA. RefSeq names its product mutS homolog 5 (gene msh5). The transcript is spliced from 25 exons. Gene Ontology annotation, cellular component: nucleus. NCBI's taxonomy places the organism in Eukaryota, Metazoa, Chordata, Actinopteri, Siluriformes, Ictaluridae. Bases 132 to 2570 code for a protein of 812 amino acids. The record is from RefSeq and is a predicted model, not a curated record. Gene Ontology annotation, biological process: mismatch repair; chiasma assembly. Gene Ontology annotation, molecular function: ATP-dependent DNA damage sensor activity; ATP binding; mismatched DNA binding.
CUUUUGUAGUGAUUAAAAAUGAUUUAAGGAUAGGCACAUCAGCAGAAAACAUAUUAGCUGCUAUUACAGUUAUUUAGCUUUAUCUUUGGUUAGCUAGCUAGCCUAAGCUGAAUCAUUUUAGCAGUAAGAGCAUGGCUGAGGCGAGUAACGGUACACGAGGAGGAGAUUUGAGAUCCCAAGCCGCCAGUCUGGAUGUAGAUGAAAAUGAGGAAAGUUCUGAGGUGUUCCUGAGUGUGCUUGUGCAUCAUGACCAGGUCGGGCUCAGCUUCUACGACAGUAAAGAUUGUACCCUGUAUGUGAUGCCGGACACGGUGGAUAACCGAGACCUCAGUCUGCUGGAUAGAAUCCUCCAGGAGCUCAGCCCUCGUGUCCUCAUCACCAGCGCGAAGCAGGACAGAAGUCUGGCCCGGUUCAUCAGAGCGCUCGGAUCCAAUCCAGACUACAGACCAGAAACUGUAGUGUAUCCCAACGCUGAUUUCGGACUGGAGGUCAGUAAACAGAGGCUGCUGUCUGCACAUCUCCCGUUUCUCCCUCCGUCCAUCGCAGAGAAGGACCGACUCCCGUAUCUCUCCUCCUGCAUCCCGUUCGACUCGGCGUUAAUGGUGAGGACUAUAGGAGCGCUCCUGAAGUGUCUGGACAGGAGGAGAGUCGGUGUCGAGCUGGAAGAGCGCGGCAUGCCGGUUCCCAUAUUACGCUUCCUCACCUACACGCUAUCUGAUGUGGUCUAUAUGGAUAAAGAUGCGUACAGCGUAUUGCAGAUCUUCAAAUUUGAGCAGCACCCUUCGGUUUACAAGCUGCAGUCAGGACAGAAGGAGGGUCUGAGUCUUUACGGAAUUCUGAACCGUUGCCGAUGCAAAUUCGGCUCCGGACUUCUACGGAAGUGGUUUCACCGGCCCACCAGAGACCUGAGCGUGCUGAGGAGAAGACAGGAGGUGAUUCGAUUCUUCACGUCUCCUCGCAACUCUGAGCUCAUGAAGACCCUGCAGAGCUUCCUGCGCAACAUCAUGAACAUUCCGGUUUUGUUACGCAAAAUGUCUCUGUCUCACACCAAAGUGGUCGACUGGCAGAAUCUCUACAAGACGAUGUACAGCUCAGUGGGGAUCAGAGACACCGUCCGCUCUCUCCCCCAGACCAUCCAUCUCUUUCGCCAGAUCAGCGAAGAAUUCACCGACGAUCUGCACUACAUCGCUACGCUCAUCAGCAAAGUGGUGGAUUUUGAAGGAAGUCUGGCUGAGAAUCGUUUUACCGUUAAGCCGAACGUCGACCCCGCCAUCGACGAGAAGAAAAGAAGGAUGAUGGGUUUGUCAGAUUUCCUAACGGAUGUGGCACGUGCCGAGCUGGAGAACCUGGACUCCCGCUUUUCUUCCUGCAGUGUCCUCUACAUCCCUCUGAUCGGAUUCCUCCUUUCAGUUCCCCGACUUCCUGGCAUGGUGGAGAAGGAGAACUUUGAGAUCGAAGGCCUUGAUUUUAUCUUUGUGUCAGAGGACCGGCUUCAUUACCGCAGCGCCAGAACCAAAGAGCUGGACAGCAUGCUUGGAGACCUCCACUGCGACAUCAGAGACAUGGAGAUGGCGGUGAUGACACAGCUCCAGGCCACGGUCCUGCAGCGCAGCAGCUGCCUCUAUAAAAUUGUUGCGCUGUAUGCUGAGCUCGAUUGCCUCAUGUCUCUGGCCCAGGCUUCUCAGGACUACGGCUACUGCGCACCCACGUACACCGAGCGCAGCAGACUGAACCUGCAACACGCCCGACAUCCUCUGCUGGAGCUGUGCGCGCCUGUGUACGUAUCGAAUCCGUGCGUUUGUUCCGACACCGAGGGAAAAGUAAAAGUUAUAACCGGACCAAACUCUUCCGGCAAGAGCAUUUACCUAAAACAGGUGGGUCUGAUCGCGUUCAUGGCUCUGAUCGGCUCGGACGUGCCUGCGAAAGAGGCCGAGAUCGGCCUGAUAGACGGCAUAUUCACGCGCAUGCAGAGUCGCGAGUCUGUGUCGGUGGGACUGAGCACCUUCAUGAUCGAUUUAAACCAGAUGGCUCAGGCGUUGAACUACAGCACCGGGAUGUCCCUCGUGCUGGUGGACGAGUUCGGGAAAGGAACCAAUACUGUGGAUGGACUAUCCCUUCUAGCUGCGUGUCUGAAUCACUGGUUAAACAGAGCUCCAGCUCAAUGUCCGCUCGUUUUUCUAGCUACAAACUUCCACAGCGUCCUGCAGCUGGACCUCCUGCCUCGCUCUCCACUGCUCUCCCUGCUGACGUUAGAGACCGCUAUAGAUGGGGAGGAGUUGAUCUUUCUCUACCAGCUGAAGGAAGGGAUCUGUCAGUCAAGCCACGCCGCUAACAUCGCCACGCUCGCUGGCCUUCCGCCCGCCGUGGUUCAGAGAGGACUGGAGGUAUCAGAUUUGUACAGAACAGGGAGGACCAUCCAGAGGAUCGACCAGCCCUCCAGUGAAGAACUGAUUACCAGAUGUGAAAGCGUGGUGGAGAAGUUCCUCAGCCUCGAUCUGGACGAUCCUUCGACGGACCUGCAGAGCUUUUUGAAAGACGACCUGCUUCAGACCAUCGGAGAGGCGCUGUGAUGGAACUUCCCGGGCGAGUAACCGGAAAGGACGACGCCUUUUUUAAAGCACCCGAUUCGCUCGCGGCAGCGAAUCAGGAUAGACCUUCCAGACCGGUAAAAUGGCCGUCUGAAUUAGCGAUGUUUACGUAAAGAUGCGUUCGAAACACUCCGCGAAGUAUUGCUUUGUAUUGUAGUACUGUAGCAAAAGUAUGUUGGGAGAAGUAUUAGCAUUUCAGUUUGAGAUCUGUGUUAUGGUACGGCACAGUACCGAAAGUCUUGUAUACGUGUUUAUUAACUCACCGUUGCCGUUUAUUAACGUUGUCAGUAUUCUUUAUUUAUUUUUAAUCUGAUUUUCAUGCAAUCCAAAAAAAGUGAUCUCGAGGAAAUGUUCUGUAUAUGUUCAGUUCUUAAGGUUGAGAGAACGUUAAAUAUAUGUUUCAUGUAACUCUUAUUGUAAAUCUGCACUGAUGAAUCGCAUCACAUCGCUAUGCACGAUCCACCGCUUUAUUUACAGCAUAUUCAUUUAUUUCGCUUCUAAAGCCAGUCGUUAUUAGAAACGCCAUCUCGCACACAUCUCUGCAGCUGAACUUGCAUAUGUACACGACACCCUUCCAUGAGCUAGAGGUAAGUAGUCUCUAUUGCUACGCCUACUGUACUAUCCAUCCUAAAUAGUAUCCGAGAUUAGAAUCAGCGUGUCCCAAAUCAGAGCAAAGGAACCCGGACGGUCUUGUAUUUCCGGUAGAUUUUCGACACUUUUUUCUACUGUGACUCGGCGGGAGGAGGAGUUCUGUGACGGUUUGCGUCGCCGGAUCCGACCUGCAAACCGCGUCUUCAGUGUUCAAGUGUAAGAAC